AUGGCCAUGUCCCUCGGCCGAUCGUUUGAGGAACGGCCAAAGCUCGAGGCGCAAUUCUUCCGCAACUUUCAGUGCUGCGGGCUCGAUCUGCAGGACCUGCACGGCUUGCUCGAACACUUUGAAGAGUGCCACGUCAUGUAUGACGAGGAUGGCAAUGCUGCCGGGAUGGAUGCCACGAUGGACAUGGGCGAGGACGAGCCAGAAGGCACCGUGUCGGGACCCCCGAGCCCGCGGAUGGGUUCGGCCACGGGAUCCAACCGAGGGGCUUUUGAGGUCAAGAAGAGCGCACUGUCAUCGCAGUUCGAAGCUCCCGAUUCGCCUGCUCAGCAUCCGACCCAUCUCGAUGCCGGCAUGGAGCUCGAUAUGGAUAUGGACGAUCCUGAAGAAGAGUCGAGUGCCCAGUCCCCCGCCGGCUCCGCUCAUUCAUCAACAGGCACAGCCUCAACGUCGGUUGCGACCCCGAAUGCGACCUUUGGUGCUGCUCCCAUGUCGGCUUUCGAUGCACCCUUGCCCCUUGCCCCGAGUUCGAGCAAGAACAUGUUUACGUCAGCCUCGGCGAUCAACCCUCUCGUAUCUCCGGGAACGAUGCGGCUCGGUAUGGGCGGCAUCAUGGGCGGGCUCGACGCGAUCACAAAUAAUCGCACGUCGCCCUCGGGGUUCCAGCCCCCCGAAUCGACGGUCCCGGACAGUCCUGUCACCGAUGAGAAUCCGAACACCACCCCCACGGCCGAGACCGUGUUCCCCGCUCCUUCGAGCACAUCGACGUACCCCGCGUCGACGGUCGCGCUGUCACCGUCUCUGCUGUUCCCUGCAGCUGCGCCAGUCGAGACCCCUGCCCCUCCACCCAUGUCCCAGUACGAGAUCACUCAGGCUCAGAUCCGGGAAGCUGCUGCGGCCGCUCAAGCCGCUCAAGCUCAAGCUCAAGCCCAAGCCCAGGCCCAAGCCCAAGCCCAGGCUCAAGCGCAAGUCAAAACGCCCGUGCGUCAAGGCCCCGAGCCCGAAGACGAGCACGACGACGAUGACGAGGGUGAGGAAGAAGAAGAAGAGGAGGAGGAGGACGACGACGAAGAAAACGAUGGCUAUGACCUCAACGCGCAGAUCUUGGCAGAUGGCGACCGCCAGACCGCAUUGACGAAAGCGCUCGGCGUGAGUUCGCUCUCGGCCCUGCCGUCGGCAUUGAACCCGCUCGGAACGGGAAUUCAGAUCUCACCGAGCGGCCGACCGUACACGCCGCCGAGCGAGAAGCCGUUCAAGUGCUCCGUCCCUGGCUGCGAUAAGUCGUACAAACAACAAAAUGGGCUCAAGUACCAUCGGUUGCAUGGUCAUUGCAACGCGAAUGCGACGGGGCCGGAGGGGGAAACCAAGGGCGAAGGCAAGCCUUAUGUGUGCCAUGUUGCAUCGUGUGGCAAGAGAUACAAGAAGUGAGUUCUGAUUUCAGGAACGGCAUCUCAGCCUCGAAGAUGUCAACUGACUGACAUUUAAUCGGGCCUUGCAGUAUGAAUGGCCUGCGGUACCACUACCAGCAUUCGGGGGCUCACGGUGCACUGGGGCUGCAAAUGCUGGCACAAGGGUGUCACCCACCGCCGCAAUUUCCACUGGGGCACAAGAGAGCCGGCCAAUCCAUGUCCUCGAUGACAUCGCCCUUGAUGCCCAUGUCGCCUCUUUCGAGGACCGUUUCGCCUUCUCGAGACUCGAGCUCGAGUAGGUCAGGGUCGCCGAGCGGGAUGGGGCUCAUCACACGCGGUUACGCGUAAAGCUGCCUGCACGCCGCUUGAUUGCCGCUUGAUCGCCGCUUACGAAACAGACACUUGCCGCGAUCAACACCCAUCAUCGCGACAUCGACGCACUUUGCUGAUCAUUGA
Messenger RNA from Microbotryum saponariae, 1862 nucleotides. The record is from the annotation of a GenBank genome assembly. Lineage: Eukaryota; Fungi; Basidiomycota; Microbotryomycetes; Microbotryales; Microbotryaceae.